Messenger RNA from Nematolebias whitei (Rio pearlfish), 1434 nucleotides. RefSeq names its product phospholipase A2 group III (gene pla2g3). Lineage: Eukaryota; Metazoa; Chordata; Actinopteri; Cyprinodontiformes; Rivulidae. The coding region runs from base 1 to 1434 and encodes 477 amino acids. The transcript has 6 exons. The record is from RefSeq and is a predicted model, not a curated record. Gene Ontology annotation, molecular function: A2-type glycerophospholipase activity. Gene Ontology annotation, biological process: phospholipid metabolic process; arachidonate secretion.
AUGACGCGCGUGGCCGCUCUCCUUCCUCUCAUUUUGUCGUUACUUCUGAGCUGCGCACGCGCCUCCAUCCUCUGCUCGUGGACCAGAGUCCUGCCGAACCACACAGUGCACGUGAGUUUUGUCCGGAGCGAGCCCGCGCAGGGCCGUGCCUCCGUGCGCCUGUACCACGCCUCCUGGUCCGGCCGGAGCGCGCUGCUCGGCUGCACGUGGACCGACGACGCAGCGCUCGUCCGGAGCUACGUGUCCGCGUGCCGCGAGCGCGCGCUGGAGUUUUCCUCUCCCCCACGUGGAAACAUUAGUUUGCGCUCCGUGUUUGAGGCGGGACAGUGCGCGCCUCUGGCUGCUCCAGGGAGGAGGCACGUGAGGAGCGCUGGAGGUCAAGGACACCAAAGGUCAGAGGUCAGGGUUCAUGGGCGCGUGAAGCGCGGCUUCAUUGUGCCAGGGACUCUGUGGUGCGGCUCUGGCAACAAGGCGCCGUCCUCUGCAGAUCUGGGGAUUUUUUCUGGCACGGACAGCUGCUGCCGGGAGCACGACCAGUGCGAACACAUCAUCCUGUCGUUCCACUCCCAGUUUGGAGUCUUCAACAGCAACAUCUUCACCAUGUCUCACUGCGACUGCGACAACAAGUUUCGCAGCUGUCUUCGGGAGGCGAACGACACCAUCUCUGACGUCGUAGGAUACACCUUCUUUAACCUGCUGAAGAUGAACUGCUUCACCUUCUCCCACCAGCUCCAGUGUACACAGAGAAACUGGUUUGGGAUGUGUAAAAAGUCUCAGCUGGCGUUGUACGCGGACGUCCACCCCCCCACGCUGUACGAGCCCACCCAGCCAGCAGACGCCUGCGUGAACAGCUCGUGUUCAGACGUGAACUCCACGGCACCAACACGACUCCCAGAGAUCAGCGCAUCAGAGCCAGCGCUCCUCUUCACCACCGCCGCCACAUGGACGGCCUCUGUCGCUACAACCCGUUCACCCUCCACCCCUGCGGCUCCAGGGAGACCCACAGCGCCGGCGGGGAGCGACGAGCUCGACAACGUCUUGGCUGCCAAACGCCGAGUUGUGACUGAGCCGUACAGCAACACUACAGGUGAUCAGAUGUCAUGUGACGUAUAUAAAGAACUCGAUGAAUGUAGAAGUAGGAUCCUCCCCCAUCAGAGGAAAUAUGGCUUCCACAACACCGAGCCGAGGACGCUGUACCACUGCAACUGCACCGCCGGCUGCUCUGUAGUGGUUGUUAAAGCAGAGCUUCCUCAGCCGGACCACAGGAGUUCUGCACACAUGGAGGACUGGCUCCACCUGCAGGUGGGCCUGAAGAGAGUAAAGAGCAACCACAGACGUGUUCCGCUCAGCAAGCUCUGUCGAAGAACGACUCGAGCCAAACGGCCGAGGAAGGGUGGAAAACAAGGUCGCAAGUUGCUCCGGCAGCAGCUGUGA